UUUCAGUGCUCCUCAGCGCAUAGCCAUGCAUCGUCCCAAAAGGGCUGGCCUGCAUGGUGGACUUCUUUUAGACUUUUUUCAAAAUAUGUGGAUCCGCCCCUGCCUGAUUCCAUAUCUUAAACAUUGCCCGACCACAUGAUCUGGUUGAUAUUUCUCUGUCGAUUAGCAGGCAACAAGUGAGGAGCAGCUUUGUAGCCUGCAGGAAAAAGGGGGAGAUAAACGUUGAUCCUGACAUUCAAAAACUACAGACGUCCUCAGGCCCACCUUGCUGACAGAAAAGCACUGUGAUGAAUUCCCUGUUUCUCCUGAGCUGUCUAAGCUCCACCUGGUUUCUUAUAGUGUACUCACACAUGAUACUGGAGGACAAGCUAUACACCAAUACGUCUUCUUCCUCGAGUCUACGGCAUGGGAGCCUGUCAGAUGUUCCACCCAUCGUCAUUGUAGAGUUACCCAAAACCAUAAAGAAGAAAAAAACCAAGAAACCAAGAAAGAACAAAUUCAGCGUCAAAAACAAACGUCCACCUCCUCCCCCCAACUGCGUGCCAUUGUGGGGAAGCUGCAAAACCCCCAAUAAUGUGUGCUGUGAGUACUGCGCUUUCUGCCACUGCCGCCUCUUCAAGACUGUGUGCUAUUGUCGAAUGGGAAACCCGCGGUGUUGAAGACAUAAAAGAGGAUAUUAGCAUAUUCACAAGGAGAGAAAAUGUCAUUUUGAAGUCACUUUUAUUAUAAAUAAGAAUAGAAUAUGUUUCUGAACACGUUUAUAUUCAUGUGGAUGCUACC
Messenger RNA from Coregonus clupeaformis (lake whitefish), 780 nucleotides. RefSeq names its product agouti signaling protein 1 (gene asip1). Gene Ontology annotation, cellular component: extracellular region. The transcript is spliced from 4 exons. Lineage: Eukaryota; Metazoa; Chordata; Actinopteri; Salmoniformes; Salmonidae. Bases 288 to 659 code for a protein of 123 amino acids. Gene Ontology annotation, molecular function: neuropeptide hormone activity; melanocortin receptor binding. The record is from RefSeq and is a predicted model, not a curated record. Gene Ontology annotation, biological process: hormone-mediated signaling pathway; positive regulation of melanin biosynthetic process; melanosome organization.